Molecule: messenger RNA, 1399 nt
Organism: Tarenaya hassleriana
Lineage: Eukaryota; Viridiplantae; Streptophyta; Magnoliopsida; Brassicales; Cleomaceae
Exons: 2
Coding region: 40-858 (272 amino acids)
Source: RefSeq, a predicted model, not a curated record
UCUCUCUCUCUCUCUCUCCUGCUUCUUGGGGGGCAAAAAAUGGAGGAACUGUGUUCUCCAUGGUUUUACCAAGAGAGCAUUGAUGAGCUGAGACAAACGCUUCAGUACACUGCGUUCGAGCUCGAGGCUCUGAGAGCGAAAGCUAACGAAGACACGAGACUUCGCGGCGAGGAAGUGAAGGAUCUCCUUCGCCUUCUCAAACUCGCUUGCCGUGAGAGAGACGAAGCUAAAGAUCACCUGCAGAGUCUCCUCAAGAAACAGAGCAUGUCCCAUCAUGACACGGCCGAUCACAACGCUGUUGUUCUUGCAGUGGCUCAGAAUCCGAAAUCGAACUCAAGCGUCACCGAGUCGAACAGCCUCUCGCUCGGCUCUUCACCCGUCGACGACUCGUUCUUCUUCGACCCGGUCGCUUCCCCUGAAUUCUCCAAUUUCAACAACGUGACCGACCCGGUUCACGGAAUCGGAUUCGGGAACCGACCCAUUAACCGGAACUGCAAUCCUCAGAGACCCUUUGCUCAGAAUUAUCCUUCAAUGGUAAAGAUGAUCGACCCAGUGGAAGCUCUGAUCGAUGAGAUGGUUAAGGGGGAGGUUUUGCCGGUGAAGGGGAGGCUUCUGAAGACUGUGACGGAAUCGGGACCGUUGCUUCAGACUCUGCUCCUCGCAGGCGCUCUUCCACAGUGGCGAAAUCCUCCGCCAAUGCAUCAGACAUCCAGAGUUCGUCCGAUCUCGUACGAGGUUUCAAGAGGGCUUUCGAGUUCUCAGAUGCGUUUGGUGUCUUCGACGCUCAAUUUCAGAGGUUGCUCUGUUUCAGGCAUUUCCCCCGAGUUCCAGGUCGCCAAGCGGCAGAGAUUGAUUUAAAAAAAAGGUUUCUUGAUAAGAGCGGUGUAUAUUGGAUUAUAACCAUUUGGGUUUUUCGAUCGAGAUAUCCAUUCCCAGCUUGGAGAUUAACCAUUUCGGCUGCCUUGUACCGUCAAUUUCGUUCCGUGUAACUGUAACAGAGACGCAUACCAAGUAUCUGAAACAGGAAACAGACGUCUUCUCACUGAUCACGUGAACAAUAAGGUGCGCCUAACUUGAAACUACGAGGAUCGAGACAGACGAGAAACGUGGUAAAGACAUCGUGUUUCAGGGACAUGCAUUACAUUACUAUUUCUCGACGGCGCCGUUGGUGAAGCGGGUUAAUUAUUGAAAUUUGUUGAGAAUUAUUAUGAAUUAUAUUCAAUAAUAUACAUAUAUAUGUGCUUGUAUUUGUAUAUGAUAUGAUGUAUGCUUGUGUGAGCCCAGAACUGGAAUCAGAAUGGAGAUUGUUUUUCUUGGGCCUUAAUGGGCCUUUGGAAAUCUUACUGUGAUGGUGGGAUUUUACUAAUUGGGCCUACAAAUUUGUUUUGUGGCCUUUCAA